UAUUUUUAAUAAUAAUGCUAUGCGUGAUAGGAAAAAGUUAACUCGGCAGCAGCAAAAAGGCUUGAUGAAAUUUAUCCCACCCAAUAUGAAUCUUAACGAGCUCGGCCACACAGUGGCCUAUGGCUUGAUGCGCAAUAAUACUUCAUGGUUGCAUUUAAAUUUAACUAGUAUAUUCUGGCGAAUCAAAGGUGAUGCUUACAAUGCUCUAGAAUGUGCCCGAAGAGAUGGCAUUCAAGAUGAAAGUUUAAACUCCAUUUUAACAAGUCGUGGACAAUUCUGUAUGCAAUGAAGUGGUGAUGAGUCAAUACUUUCCUGUGAUAUUAUGUCUGAGAGACAGAUGUUGGCGCAGAAAUUACAAAUUGAUUUCGGUGUUAGUUUGCAAGUUUUGAAAACCGUUGAAAACCAGGCUAAAGAAAUCACAAGGGAAAUACCAAAGCUCGAUGGGCUUGACUUUAUGAACGUAGAAAAAAUGUCAAGAAAACGAAUCAGAGAAGAAGUAAUAAUACACUACCGAAGCCAGAUACAUUACCGAAUCAUCAUCAUAAUGGAGCAGAAGAUAUUUCUUGUGCACGGGAAGAAUCACCAGUAUUUCCUAUAUUUUUCACUCAACGACCAGUCUAUCGAGUCCCAGAAAAGUCUGACUGCUCUGCAUACUCAUCGUUUAACUUCAUCAGCAGCAACCUUGGUGAGCAUCGCUUAGAGGGUGUCAACAGCAUGGAAAUUGAUCACUGAUUACCGAUCCAAGUGCAUUUUUUUAAAUUCUU
Nasonia vitripennis (jewel wasp) is the source of this 764-nucleotide messenger RNA. RefSeq lists its product as uncharacterized. The record is from RefSeq and is a predicted model, not a curated record. NCBI's taxonomy places the organism in Eukaryota, Metazoa, Arthropoda, Insecta, Hymenoptera, Pteromalidae. The transcript has 5 exons. The coding region runs from base 323 to 700 and encodes 125 amino acids.